AUGGAGGCCCAAAAAGCUAAAUUAGAAUUAGAAGCUAGGUUAGCUAUAAAGGUGGAACAAGAGAGGGCUUCAAUCAAUCUUCAGAUUAGGCAAACUGAACAAGAGUUAUCUCCCUUUGACCUGACUAAAAAUAUAAAGUUAGUUCCCUUAUUCACAGAGUAUGAUCCCGAGGAUUAUUUUCGGGUAUUUGAGGAAACUGCUAAUCACCUUAAUUGGCCUGUUGAACAGUGGGUAUGGCUCCUUAAACCUAAAUUGUCAGGUAAAGCUGCUAAAGUUGUUAGGCAUCUGGAUGAUACUAAUGAUUAUAAACAGGUUAAGAAAGCAAUCUUAGAUGCAUUUUCCAUAACAGAGGAAGGAUAUAGACAAGCUUUUCGUAACUUAUGUAAAUCAAAUAGCCAAACUUUCUUAGAAUUCGCUUCUGACAAGCUUAGAGCUUUCAAGAAAUGGCUUAAGUGUGCUGAAGUAACUUCUUUUGAAGAACUGAUAAAUUUAAUGGUUCUUGAAGAAUUUAAAAGGAAACUUCCCAUUAAUGUAAUGCUCUAUAUUGAAGAUAGGCAGGAGAAAGAUUUACUAAAGGCUGCUUCCUUGGCUGACACUUAUUCCUUAAUACAUAAGAGUCUUCCUAAUAAAAAAGCUGAGGUAUUUGUAAAACCAGUUUCAGGAAAAUCCCAGCAGAUUUCGGAUAAUCCCAAAGGUUCUGAUAAUCCUAAAUGUAGUUAUUGUAAGAAAGAAGGACAUACUAUUCGUAAUUGUAAAGACCCUAAAUGUAAAGUAUCUGAUAACUACCGUAAUGUUUUUAUGAAACCCCACGUAAAAUUUUCAACCUCCCAGAUUAAACCUGUUUCGCAUGUGCAAGCUAAUGUACCCGAUGUAUUUGAUGAUUUUAAGUCUGAAGGUAUAAUAACCUUGGGGGAGAAAGAACAGAAGUCUAGGGUCACUAUAUUAAGAGACACUGGAGCUGCUUUAACUUUGUUGCAUAGUAAGGCUUUACCUAAUGUUGAGAAUAAUUUAACAGGUGAGAAGGUGGUUGUAAGGGAUCUUACUGGAAUCUCAUCCAUUCCCCUUGCCAGUGUUUACCUUGAUUGCCCACUUGUAAAAGGGAAAGUUGAAUUAGGGGUGAUUGAUACAGAAUUGCCGGUAAAAGGAGUUUCCUUGCUAUUGGGUAAUGAUUUAGCGGGAAAUUAA
Macrobrachium nipponense is the source of this 1185-nucleotide messenger RNA. RefSeq lists its product as uncharacterized. Bases 1 to 1185 code for a protein of 394 amino acids. Gene Ontology annotation, molecular function: zinc ion binding; nucleic acid binding. The record is from RefSeq and is a predicted model, not a curated record. The transcript has a single exon. NCBI's taxonomy places the organism in Eukaryota, Metazoa, Arthropoda, Malacostraca, Decapoda, Palaemonidae.